GCCAAUCACGUACUGAGGCUUCAAAUGUUACUUUGUUGGUCGGGACUGUUUUGAUGCAGUUGGCAAAAAUGUGAGAGGGGACGUUUGGUUGUAAGAACAUCGUCAGAAGCGUGGAUUUUUACCAUUGUCGUGUGUUUCCCGGUCAGGACGAGCCGAAAUGGGCGCCCUGGUCCCAUCACCCCACACAGGGUUCUAGCGGUGACAACAGCUGCUCCAUCCUGGCACCACACAAGAACCCGAACCGUGGCUAUUUUUCUUUUCUAUGACACACCCAAUUUAUGCCCAGCUAGAUUCGGUGGAAUCGCUCUUGGACGAACUCCCAUAUAUGUUUUAUCUGGGCCUGUUCUUUGUGAACGUCCUGAUCCUCUACUAUGCCUUUCUGAUGGAGUACAUCGUCCUGAAUGUGGGGAUAGUGUUCCUACCUGAGGACAUGGACCAGGCGCUGGUGGACCUUGGGGUGCUGUCCGACCCGGCCUCUGUCCCCUACGACACGGACACGGAGCUGGAUGUGUUUGAGGGAUAUCUGGAGUGACAAGGUGGUGCUGAAGGAUGAAAAGAACGUUCAGGAAGGUGAUGAUGAGGAUGCAGAGGUCUGGUGGGAACUGUCCCUGGUCAGCGAUGAUGAGAAGAAAUGUCUCAAAGUGGAUGUUGGUGCAGCCUUUUCCUCACAGAGACAUAUCAGUCAAAAAGUUGUCUCGGCUUAAAGGAAGGUAGCCUGAGAGAGAGAUUCAACACCACCAUCCACAUGAUCAAUGACUGUCCCAUGAAUGAAGCACUUGCACUGGAUCAGCUGUCAGCGUGUUGCCAGUCAAACAGCAGUUGACUCUGAGUGGACACCAGGAGGUUUAAACCGGCAUCUGUGAGACAUGCUUUGGACACUGCAGCAUUGAGAGAUGAAAAGGAAGCACAAUGUGCUGCAGGAGGAGAGGAGAGAGACAGCUGUUCCCUUUGGAAGAAGAGUUAAUGCUAUCAGAGAUGUGGAGCCUGUUUCAUGUCAUUCACACACAGCAGCCUGGCAUUUACACUGAAUAAUUAUCUUCGCUAUGCAGGACCUGGUAGUUAAUUCUACAAGCAAAUGAGUUGAAUUUUGCCGCUUGAGUCACAGUGUGAUGUCCUACACAGUGAGACAUCUCAGAAAAACUGGCAAAGUGCAGGAAAACAGUGUCCAUUGUCAACCUGUUGUAUACUUAAUCACUCACAGAGCAACUUGUUUUAACAGUUUGUCUUUUAGUUCUGAAUACAGAAUCUGUUUUGCAUUCUUGAGGCUUAAUUUAAUCAUCAAUAGUGUUUCUCUGCAUCAGGGAUGUACCCUCUCAGGAGCACAGUUAGGAACUCUGGGCAACCUGACAAGACAUAACACUGACACUGGAUGUAGGCUGUGAAGAAACAUUAAAGUAUCCAGGAACAGAUAUUUCUUUGAUACAGUAUGUCUCUGUUUAAUCUAUGUCUGCAUUAACAAUUAGAAAAUGAAAAUUUAGCUUUCCACAAAAGUUAACAAGAGUAGAUUAAAUAUGAUGACGCAUCAAAUGUCAUGAAAGAGAACCUCAAAAAAGUGUUUUACAUUUUGCCGCAUCAUUCUGUUGCACACUUUUGUUUUUAUGACUUGGAGAGACAUAGACCAGACUCAAUGCAUGAUAUAAACUGUGUUUUUAAAUGAUUUGGUUUAGUUGUCAGAGUUCUGUUUUAUUGUGCUUCCUGCUGUUUAUAUUGUUACAGAUUUAAAAUCCUUUUCAUUAAAUGUACAUUCUUGACAGCAAUAAUAAACUGGAUUCAAGCAGUGGGACAGUUUGAUAGCUAUACCAAUGAGAUCGUUCACAGAAUUGGGUAAAUAUUUCAUCCGUGUACUUGCAUUCAUGGAUGGGUGGAAGGGUACAGUCUGCAAAGGGAUAGUAAAGAUUUAUGAGACAUUUGUAUACUUUGAAAAUGCUGUAUAUCUGUGGAGAGCACUUAGAGCCCAGCUAAUUAACUAAAUAUUGAUUUUUGAGGCAAUACAGAAGAACCAGUAUUUUCUUAUACAGAAACUGUCUGAUUAAAUCCGCACAUCUUGCAUGAUGAUCAUUACACUGUGGUGGUUGUCAACUAAAUACCUGAAGCCAUAGAUACAGAUAACAUUUCAAAAUCUUUGUACAUGCAUGUUUCACCCUCUAAACAAGCUUUAGUGCAGAAUUUCAUCGUUGUUACUGAACAAACAGUACAAUCUGCUAGACGGCUUCUCACCAAGAUGGCUCUGCUUUACUGCACUGACUGUUCAGAUGUCAUUUCGAGCAACACUUUGCCUCAUCAGCUCAAAUGGUUUGCUUAAUAUAGCCAGAUAAUUAUCCACAGCCACACCGAGUAUUGAAGGCAAAUGAAAAAGUCGUGUUGGAUUGAGUACAUAACGGCCAUGCAAGUUUCUUUUUUUUUUUUUACAUCUAUAUUCUUGAGUGAAUAUAGAUGUAAAAAAAAAAAAGAAACUUGCAUCUUAUAACACUGUUCAACCAAUGUGAAGCAUUGACAGCUGAGACCAAAUUCUGUCUUGUUUUUCGGAUUAAGGCUGCCACUGAGCAAUAUUUUGUUUAGAGUUGUUUGUAUAAAUCAGUUUAUCUGGAUUUUCAUAUUUUGGAAUUGUAGAACCCACAGGAUGCUAAAACUCAGGAUGCUAAUAUUUAUUAAAUAUUGUAAAAUAUGUUUGUAUGGACAUUGAUCACAAAGUAAUUCAAUCAAUACCAGCUAAGGGCUUUGUGUAGAUAAACACUAAAUAGUUAAUCAGUAUUUGUUCAUGCUGGAAAUAUGUUUUUUUAACUACAGGUCAAUACCAUUUUAACAAGUUGAGCAAUUCAAGUACAAAAAUCGCUCCUCACAACGAGAAAUCGGUGGCAAGUAAAGCUAUUUCAUGGGGAAGCUCCAAGUUUUAUGCGAAACUGGUUGUAAGUCAGUGGUGUUAGUGGUUGGUUGAUACCACACUGUGCUGGUCAGCGUCUGAUCAGUUCUGCUCACGAAAUCGUCAACACACAACCUAAACGCAUUGUCAUCCCGCCACAUCUGCCUCUUUGCCGACACGCACACGCUGUAAUAAGCUAUGGAUCGCCACAGAGUUUUAUUUUCCAAUGUGUAUUUAAUAAACUUUGAGUGAAUGCCA
Messenger RNA from Acanthochromis polyacanthus (spiny chromis), 3118 nucleotides. RefSeq names its product Dexi homolog (mouse) (gene dexi). The record is from RefSeq and is a predicted model, not a curated record. The coding region runs from base 263 to 532 and encodes 89 amino acids. Lineage: Eukaryota; Metazoa; Chordata; Actinopteri; Pomacentridae. The transcript has 3 exons.